This is a messenger RNA of Dicrocoelium dendriticum, 516 nucleotides long. NCBI's taxonomy places the organism in Eukaryota, Metazoa, Platyhelminthes, Trematoda, Plagiorchiida, Dicrocoeliidae. The record is from the annotation of a GenBank genome assembly.
AUGGAAAGAGAUUCCACAUCUGUUCUGUGUGUUGGUGCCAACUCAAGGGAAGAUGUCGACACAAAUCGGAUAGAUCGAGAAGUACUGAGUAGUACUCGAAAGAGUCAAAUCCUGUUGGUGGAAGAAAGCUUCGAGUCUUGGACCACGGCACGACGUGGCCUCAGUCGUGUUGUUUCAACUACCGAUGAAGCCAUGGACGCCCAUAUGAUGAUGAACAGACCAGGGAUACAAGUAGCAGAGAAAAUACACUCAUCCCAAAAUUCAUCUGGUAGUGACGGUGGCCACACACACAGUCACGACGAUUGCGAAGUACUUCAACCGUCCGCAUCUUUCAUGCACAACCGCUUGAGAAUGCCUUCGAUGACGAACUGGGUAGAUGGUGGGCAGCCUCCAACUAUCGAUAAAACCAGUCCUGUGAAUUUAUUUCCUGUGGGAGCGGCCGUGCACCGUUUACUGAUCUCUAGCUGUGGUGAGGUUGAGCCUUGGUACCAUUAUCGGGGGCUCCUGGGGGGUUAA